AUGCAGUCGCCACUCGACAGCAACAGCGACAUCCAGCGAAGCGUCGAGGCCAUGCUCGAGGAGGAAGAGCUCAAGCACAAGGCCAGAGCCGCCGGCAACGUCAAGAAGGAACCACGCGAGUUCGAGUCCUACGGCAAGCUCUUCGACCAGACCAAGGACUUCGUGCCGCUCGAAGACAGCAGCAGUAGCGACCCACGCAGCGAUGGACGCGAUCGGGGUGGCCGUCAAGGGUCUCACAACAAGAACAGGUAUUCCACCGAGCGAGAGGAGAACGACGAACGGCGAUCCCGCAGGUCUCGAGACUUGGCUGAUGACGAUGAUGUCAAGGGGAACGUGAAGGAUGGCAGCGAAAAGGGCAGUGCUAACGGAAGUGUCCGUAGUAGGAACAGGAGCAGGAGCCCUGGCCGCUACGAUCGCCGCGACCCAGCCAACUAUCGCCAGCGCGAUCGCCUCGACUCUUAUCAGCCAUCCGGCGGCCGUAGAGAGCGCGAAGAGACCGACAGCUAUCGCCCAGGCAGUAGUGGCGGACGCUCAAGGUACCGUGACGACUACCGCGAUCACCCCCGCGACCGCGACCGCCGUGAUCGCGACAGGUACCACUCUGACCGCGACAACCGUCGCCCCUCCCACUCUCACUCCCACGGAAGCAAGAGGGCGCCAGAGCCUACUGAUGAUGAGAAAGACAGGCGCACCGUGUUCUGUCAACAGCUCGCCUCAAGUCUCAAAGAACACCAGUUCCACGAGUUCUUUGAGCAGGUCGGACAGGUGAUUACGGCUCAGAUCGUGAGGGAUCGCAUUAGCAACCGCAGCAAGGGUGUUGGCUACGUCGAGUUCAAGGAGGAAGAGUCGGUGCCGAAAGCCAUCGCACUGACCGGCCAGAAACUGAACCGCGUCCCAAUCAUCGUUCAGCUCACGGAAGCAGAGAAGAAUCGCCAAGCCAAGACCACUGAAGGCACGGCCACCCAGUCGAACGGCGUCCCGUUCCACCGUCUCUAUGUCGGCAACAUCCACUUCUCUAUAACAGAGGGAGACCUCCGCGACGUCUUUGAGCCGUUCGGGGACCUGGAAUUCGUGCAACUGCAGAAAGAGGAGCAAGGACGCAGCAAGGGCUAUGGUUUCGUACAGUUCGUCGACCCGACCAAGGCCAAGGAAGCGCUCGAGCACAUGAACGGCUUUGAGGUCGCCGGCCGCCCCAUUCGUGUCGGGCUUGGCAACGAUAAGUUCACGCCUGAGUCCACCCAGUCGCUCCUUCAGCGUUUCGGCGCUCAAGCUCCUCAACAGGGUUCCCAGUUCUCUGGCAUGGGCGGACGCGGCGCUCACGCUGGAGGCACUGCCAACUUCGACCGCGCGAGUGGCAAGGAAGCUCAAGAGAAGACCGGUGGCGCCAGUGCGCUCGACGACUCGGACGUGGCAGGUGUUAGCUUCUCCAACUACAGCCGUGAUUCAUUGAUGCGCAAGCUUGCUAGGACCGACGAGCCGGAGCAGAAGAUCGCCGUCAAGGCUCCGCCGAAGAAGGCACCAGUCGAGCAGACGACCAAGACUCGCUGCGUGUUGAUCAAGAACAUGUUUGACCAGGCCGAGGAAGAAGCGUCCAACCCCGGAGGCUGGCAGAAGGAGCUCACCGACGACGUCAAAGAGGAAUGCGACAAGAAGUAUGGCGUCGUCGUCCACAUCGCCGUCUCCCCGAACUCCGACGAAGGCGAGGUGUACGUCAAGUUCGACCGCAUGGAGGGUGGCGAGAACGCGAUCCGCGGCCUCAAUGGGCGUCGCUUCGCUGGGAGGGUGCUGUCUGCGCAGUACGUGGUCGAUCACAUCUACAACAUGAUGUUCCCGGCUGCUUCGAACAAGUAA
Molecule: messenger RNA, 1851 nt
Organism: Saxophila tyrrhenica
Lineage: Eukaryota; Fungi; Ascomycota; Dothideomycetes; Mycosphaerellales; Extremaceae
Gene: rsd1
Product: Phosphatidylinositol-3-phosphatase SAC1
Exons: 4
Coding region: 1-1851 (616 amino acids)
Biological process (GO): mRNA processing
Cellular component (GO): nucleus
Molecular function (GO): U1 snRNP binding; RNA binding
Source: RefSeq, a predicted model, not a curated record